ACAAGCCACGUACAAUUGUACAAAGGAAUAAACCUACGAAUAUCUGAGUGUUUACAUACUAGACUUCCUUCCUCACUCUGCAUUGUAAUUAACUACCGCUAGCUUCACGUCUCUGCAUUCAUUCCUUCAUCAAAUCACAGAGCAAAAUGGGUUUGAAGGAGGAAUUUGAGGAGUAUGCUGAGAAAGCUAAGACCCUUCCAGAAAAUACAACAAAUGAGAGCAAACUUAUUUUAUAUGGGCUUUAUAAGCAAGCCACUGUUGGACCAGUGAACACCAGCCGUCCUGGAAUGUUUAACAUGAGGGACAGAGCAAAGUGGGAUGCAUGGAAGGCUGUUGAAGGCAAAUCAAAGGAACAAGCAAUGAGUGACUAUAUCACUAAGGUGAAACAGUUGCAGGAAGAAGCUGCUGCUGCUGCUUCUGCUUAGUGUCUUGACCAUGUGUGUGUGCCUGUAGGUUCCUUGUGUUCAAAAUAAUUUAAAAAAUAAUAAAUUCAAUAAUUAUCUGGAGUGGUGUAAUGUUGUUUCUAUAUUUUCUGAAUUAAAUUCAGACUUGUACUAAAAUGGAUUGAAAUUAAUGUCAUGAUAGUUUCUUAA
Molecule: messenger RNA, 593 nt
Organism: Hevea brasiliensis (rubber tree)
Lineage: Eukaryota; Viridiplantae; Streptophyta; Magnoliopsida; Malpighiales; Euphorbiaceae
Product: acyl-CoA-binding protein
Exons: 4
Coding region: 147-425 (92 amino acids)
Biological process (GO): fatty acid metabolic process
Molecular function (GO): fatty-acyl-CoA binding
Source: RefSeq, a predicted model, not a curated record